AUGGCUAGAAGGAGGGUGAGAUUGCACUACAUCGCCAAUGAGAGUUCCCGAAAAACCACAUUCAGGAAAAGAAAGAAGAGCCUUCUAAAGAAGGUAGACGAGAUAAGCACUCUCUGUGACAUCAAGGCCGCGGCAAUCAUCUACAGCCCCUUUGACUCUGAGCCGGAGGUCUUCCCAAGUCAUCCAGAAGUCCGCCAACUGCUGACGAGGUUCCGAGAUAUGCCGGAAAUGGACAAGACAAGAAAGAUGGUCGACCAGGAGACCUUCUUAAGACAGCGUAUAGAUAAAGCUCGGGAGCAGACCAAAAAGGUAAAAAGAGAAAAUCGGGAUAAGGAGAUCUCUCAGAUCAUGUUUAGCUGUUUGAAGGGUAAAAGCGUCUUUGACCUAGAAAUGAGGGAUCUGCAUGACCUCUACUUUAUCAUCGAACGCAACCUCAUGGAGCUUGAAAUAAAGAAGCAGGACAAGCAGGAGAAAAACCAAGAGAACAAGCUCAACCUUGUGGAAGCUGUACCAGCUGCGGCGGAGCUCGGCCGGAUGAUGAGGAGUGUAUUUGGAGAGGGAACUAGCAGAGGCAUGGAGUAUGAAGCAGAUGCAGUACCAAAUGAUGCAAAUGUAGUACCAAAUGAUGCAGGUUACGGCUUAGAUAUUGUAGCAGCAACCAAUGUUUUCAAAGGCGAUUUAGAGGCGAGCCCGGGGCGCGCUCCGGUGUAA
Rosa rugosa (rugosa rose) is the source of this 711-nucleotide messenger RNA. Its product is annotated as agamous-like MADS-box protein AGL80. The record is from RefSeq and is a predicted model, not a curated record. The transcript has a single exon. The coding region runs from base 1 to 711 and encodes 236 amino acids. Gene Ontology annotation, biological process: regulation of transcription by RNA polymerase II. Gene Ontology annotation, molecular function: protein dimerization activity; DNA-binding transcription factor activity, RNA polymerase II-specific; RNA polymerase II cis-regulatory region sequence-specific DNA binding. NCBI's taxonomy places the organism in Eukaryota, Viridiplantae, Streptophyta, Magnoliopsida, Rosales, Rosaceae.